AUGGCUGGCGCUGCGGCGGAAGGCGGGGCGCCCGAGAAUGCCGGGCAGGGAUGGGCCCAGCUGUCCGACGACCUUUUGAUUUCAAUCAAGACCGCCUUCGUGCGCGAGUGCGGCUCAUCCGACGAUCUGCUCAAGCUGGCGCGCCUGAUCAACCGCCACUGGUGCAAGUGGGCGUCCCUGUCCUUCGACUUCCUGGCGCCCAGGAUGGUGCCCCUGCCCGUCGUCGAGCGGUCGAUCAAGGAGCGCUUCCUGAACGUGACGGGCCUGCGGCUGCGUGUGGCCGGCCAGGAGCUGGCCAUGCUGGCGUCCGUGCCCCAGAUCACGCACGUCGACUUUUCCUGCUGCCCCCGGAUCACGGACGCCUGCCUGGGCCGCCUGACGCCCCUGACGGGCCUGGAGCGCCUGGAGCUGCGCAACAACGGCCGGAUCACGGACGAGGGGCUGGGCGUGGUGGCGGAGCUCGCUACCCUGAGGCGCCUGAGCCUGAACGGCUGCCAGCGGGUGACAGACGCCGGCCUGGCGCGCAUCGGCCCCCUGCUGGCACUGGAAGCGCUGGAAGUCCGAGGCAACGCGGCCAUCACGGACGACGGCGUGGCGUCCCUGUCCGCCCUGGCCUCGCUCACUGACCUGGACCUGCAGGAGUGCACCACUGUCACCGGGCGCGGCCUGGAGGCGCUCGCAGGCCUCACCAGGCUGUCCCUCAUGCGCUGCGGGAGCGUCAACGACUCGGGCGCGGAGGGCGUGGCUUGCCUGGGCUCGCUGAAGCACCUGGAUCUGGGGGAGUGUUUGGAGGUGACGGACGCCGGGCUGGCGGCCGUGGGCCGGCUGACCUGCCUGGAGCACCUGAGCCUGCGCAAGUGCCACAAGCUCACCGGCCGGGGCCUCAGGGCCCUGGACGCGCUGGGAGAGCUGCGCCACCUGGACCUGGGCCAGUGCGACGGAGUGGAGGCGAGGGGGGACGACUUCCUCGCGGCGCUGUCCUCGCUGGAGCACCUGGACCUAAGCCGGUGCGACAAGGUGGCCAACGAGGGGCUUGCCGGCGUGGGCACCCUGAGGGACCUCAAGUUCCUGAGCGUCAGCCACUGCUACAGGGUGGGCGACGAGGGCAUGGGCCACCUGGCCCACCUCAAAGGCCUGCGCAGGCUGGAGGUCGUGUGCUGCUACAAGGUGACCGACGCGGGGAUGGCAUCCCUGGGGAAGCUCGCCGAGCUGGAGCACCUGAACCUGAGCUUCUGCAGGAAGGUGACGGACGAGGGCACGGCGCACCUGCGGGGCAUGAGGGCCCUGCGGCACCUGGAGCUGACGGGGUGUGAGAGGCUGAGCGUGGAGGAGGUCAACAACCUGAGGGGGUUGCCAUCGAUGGCGACCGUGAAGAUGGAUGAGGGCGUCGCGGCGGACCGGUGCGCGACGGCCCAGGUGGACGACCUGGCGCCGCUGCGCGGCCUGCCGGGGUUCAACAAUAAACUGGUGCCGGCGUCCAUCGCGCCGGGCCUCAAGGCGUGCUCCACUCUGGCGUCCAUCGACCGCCACGAGUCCGGCAUGCGGCCGGCAUAUUUGUCCGGGUGA
Molecule: messenger RNA, 1566 nt
Organism: Ostreobium quekettii
Lineage: Eukaryota; Viridiplantae; Chlorophyta; Ulvophyceae; Bryopsidales; Ostreobiaceae
Source: the annotation of a GenBank genome assembly